Angiostrongylus costaricensis is the source of this 474-nucleotide messenger RNA. NCBI's taxonomy places the organism in Eukaryota, Metazoa, Nematoda, Chromadorea, Rhabditida, Metastrongylidae. The record is from the annotation of a GenBank genome assembly.
AUGUCUAUAGAAGAUUUUGAUCUUUCCUUGGUUUCUUCAGGCUUAUCUUCCAACUGUGAGUCCCCCAAGUACUCGGCGACGUCAUUUUCCACCACGGAUGGAUUCUUCCACUUUCAUACCACGUUCAUUGCGGAGUUUACACUACAGUGUAGUAACAAUGUUAAGGUAUGUUAUGUUAUAAAUGGGAAUAUCUAUAAUGUAGCCGUUUCAGUAGAGACCGCUAAAUACCAGGUAUCUUGGUCUCAAGAACAUGAUCAAUCUGAUGCACAGUUAGUCUCCAUAAAGAUUUUUGAUGAAGAUGGCAUAUCCUAUGCUUUUUUUCAGAAUCCUAGUGCCGCUCCCCUAUUCACAAUUGAUCAUUACCAUCCAGGUCUCACGCGCAAGCCUUUCGUGUCUUCGGAAACCGUUGCUUUGUUUGUGUUCAUUGCUGCUCUCUACUACGCUAUCAAACAGAAGUCGGAAAUCACCCAUUAG